AUGUCAACAAACAGAUUUAUUCAGUCUUUCACUCAGAUCCCAAAGGAGUUGUUCCGCCUGAACACAGGAGCUGCUGUUCGCCUUCGCGCUCAGCCAGGCCCUGUGCGACCGCAGCGUAGCUUCGACCUCCUGACAGCUGCAGGAAAAGUCCAACCCAAAGCUCUCGAUCCAACUUCCUAUGAAUGGCCCAAUGGCGCUUCCAUGCGCCCCAACUCCGCCGGACAGCAGAAUCUCGUUCGCACUUUCAGGGGCUCUACGAUUUAUGUAUAUGCUGUUCCUGCAGGAACUGCAUUGCCUGAUGAUCUCAUCCUCGUCCACGAAUUUGGCGACCAUUACUCACUGCAAGCUCGGAAGGAGAUGACAGUCGAAGAGCUCAACGCCAAGAUCAAUGCUUUCCUGACCUCAAAGGGACAGCGCUUUACCAAAGAGGAAUGGUUGCAACGGUACCCUCAAGCUACUGAGUGA
Messenger RNA from Penicillium angulare, 465 nucleotides. RefSeq lists its product as uncharacterized. The coding region runs from base 1 to 465 and encodes 154 amino acids. Lineage: Eukaryota; Fungi; Ascomycota; Eurotiomycetes; Eurotiales; Aspergillaceae. The record is from RefSeq and is a predicted model, not a curated record. The transcript is spliced from 4 exons.